AGGGAGGUUCUACUCGGCAUCACUGGAAAGGACUUCGUCAUUCUGGCGGCCUCCAAAGCUGCCAUGAGAGGCCCCACCAUCCUCAAAGCCGAAGAUGACAAGACAAAGCAGCUGAAUGAACACAACCUUAUGGCCUUCUCGGGAGAGGCGGGAGACACAGUACAAUUCGCGGAGUACAUCCAAGCCAACAUCCAACUAUACACGAUGCGGAACGAUACGGAGCUGGGUCCGAGUGCGGUUGCCAGCUUUGUCCGGGGAGAAAUGGCGCGGAGUCUGCGGUCUCGGAAUCCCUACACUGUCAACCUCCUGCUGGGAGGUGUCGAUCCCAUCACGCAGAAGCCUCAUCUAUACUGGAUUGAUUAUCUGGCAUCAUUGGCUCCCGUACCAUAUGCUGCUCACGGCUAUGCGCAAUACUACUGCCUGUCCACUCUCGAUAAACACCACCACCCCGACAUCUCGCUCGAAGAAGGAAUGAAGCUCUUGGAAAUGUGCACAGACGAAUUGAAGCGCAGACUACCGAUCGAUUACAAGGGGGUUCUGGUGAAGAUCGUGACAAAGGACGGCGUGCAAGAAGUACCAUUCGAUAAUGACAGGAUUGUCAAGAGUGCCUAA
Messenger RNA from Aspergillus niger, 612 nucleotides. RefSeq lists its product as uncharacterized. Gene Ontology annotation, biological process: proteasomal protein catabolic process. The record is from RefSeq and is a predicted model, not a curated record. The annotation marks the transcript as partial. Gene Ontology annotation, molecular function: peptidase activity. The transcript is spliced from 4 exons. Lineage: Eukaryota; Fungi; Ascomycota; Eurotiomycetes; Eurotiales; Aspergillaceae. Gene Ontology annotation, cellular component: nucleus; proteasome core complex, beta-subunit complex; cytosol.